UAAGAAAUUUGCGAAAGAAAGCUUUCAUCGCGUUCUCUUCGUUCAUAGGAGAGGACUUCGAAGCUCGGCCGACACUGAGAGUCGACGUGUUUUCUGCCAGCUGAUGAUUCAGUCUCCCGAACGCAUAGGAAUCAUUCGGAAGUUCCAAUUUCUGAAUCCUCGUCAUGGAAGAGUUCCGGAAAGCCAUAUUACAAACGGCGCCACCAGAAAAUUUUGCUCUGCAGACAGUUCAAGAUGUUAUCAAACCUCAGAAGCUCACAAAAUUGGCACAAGAUGAAAAUCAGUUGCUGGAGAAUAUUCUAAGGCGAUUACUUCAAGAAUUGGUGUCAUCUGCAGCUCAGUCAGCGGAGCCAAUAAUGCAGUAUGGGAUGUCUAUUGAUGACAAUGAAACUGCUCAGGGUCAUAUUCCGCGUCUUCUAGACAUUGUUCUCUAUCUUUGUGAGAAAGAGCAUGUCGAAGGAGGUAUGAUAUUCCAGCUGUUGGAGGAUCUGACUGAAAUGUCAACAUUGAGGAACUGCAAAGAUAUUUUUGGUUACAUUGAGAGUAAACAAGAUAUAUUGGGAAAGCAAGAGCUUUUUGCUCGUGGAAAACUUGUCAUGUUGAGAACGUGCAAUCAAUUGCUUCGCCGUCUAUCAAAGGCAAGUGAUGUGGUGUUUUGUGGACGCAUUCUGAUGUUUCUAGCACAUUUUUUCCCUUUAUCUGAACGUUCUGCUGUGAAUAUAAAAGGAGUGUUCAACACCUCCAAUGAAACAAAAUAUGAGAAAGAACCCCCAGAUGGCUUUUCUAUUGAUUUCAACUUUUACAAGACCUUUUGGAGUUUACAGGAAUACUUCUGUAAUCCUGCCUCCCUUACUCUUGCUUCAACAAAGUGGCAAAAGUUCACAUCGAGUUUAGCGGUUGUGUUGAAUACCUUUGAUGCACAACCUUUGUCCGAUGAAGAGGGAGAUGCUAACAUGUUGGAGGAGGAGUCAGCAACCUUCAGCAUAAAAUAUCUUACUAGUAGUAAACUGAUGGGUUUAGAAUUAAAGGAUCCAAGUUUUCGACGCCACGUUCUUGUGCAGUGCCUUAUAUUGUUUGAUUAUCUAAAGGCCCCAGGAAAGAAUGAGAAAGAUGUUCCAUCUGAAACCAUGAGAGAAGAAAUUAAAUCUUGCGAGGAGCGUGUGAAGAAGUUGCUUGAGGUGACACCGCCAAGAGGGAAAGAAUUUCUUCAGAAGAUUGAGCAUAUAUUAGAACGUGAAAAUAAUUGGGUGUGGUGGAAACGUGAUGGUUGCCCUCCUUUUGAAAAGCAACCAAUUGAAAAGAAAACCACCCAUGAUGCAACUAAAAAACGUAGGCCAAGGUGGAGAUUAGGGAACAAAGAACUCUCUCAAUUGUGGAAGUGGGCUGAUCAGAAUCCGAAUGCUUUGACUGAUCCUCAACGUGUCCGCACUCCUGCAAUUUCUGAGUAUUGGAAACCCUUGGCAGAGGAUAUGGACGAGUCUGCUGGAAUUGAAGCGGAAUACCAUCAUAAAAGUAACCGAGUUUAUUGCUGGAAAGGCCUUCGAUUUUCAGCUCGGCAGGACUUGGAAGGAUUUUCUCGAUUCACCGACCAUGGCAUUGAAGGAGUCGUGCCUUUGGAACUCCUGCCACCUGAUGUACGAUCCAAAUACCAAGCUAAACCAAAUGAGAGAUCUAAACGUGCUAAGAAGGAAGAAACGAAAGGGGCCGUGCGUCAAGCUGAAGAAAAUCAGAUGGCAACACCAGCUAGUGAGAAUGAUGGUGAAGGAACCAGAAGUGACCCUGAUGGACCAUCAGUGGCGAUGGAUGCCGAUACAACCGUUGCUGCUGGCAGUGUAUCUCAAGGCGGUACUCCAACUCCAGAAGAAAAUAAACAAAGCUCCGACACCGAUAUUGGUCAAGAGGCAGGCCAGUUGGAGGCCGAUGCCGAGGUAGAGCCGGGUAUGAUCGAUGGCGAGAUAGAUGCAGAGGUUGAUUUGGAUACUGCAGGUUGAUUAGUGCGGCAGCCCUUUUAAUAUCUAGCAAGUGAUUCUUAAAGUGCUGUUUUGUUUGGCUGUUUCGGCUGCUACAAGACUGCUCAUGCAGUCGAGUUGAGGGCUCUUAAUGUCUAAUUAACAAAUUUCAGGAUUACUAGACCAGGAAGAGUUCAGAUUAUCAGAAUAGAUUAUUUUGUUACUUAGUUGAACAGUAUGAGAGGAACAUAAUUUAUUACAGCCAAAAUUUUCA
This is a messenger RNA of Cucurbita maxima (winter squash), 2223 nucleotides long. RefSeq names its product THO complex subunit 1. Bases 165 to 1991 code for a protein of 608 amino acids. The record is from RefSeq and is a predicted model, not a curated record. Gene Ontology annotation, cellular component: THO complex part of transcription export complex. Gene Ontology annotation, biological process: regulation of DNA-templated transcription elongation; mRNA export from nucleus. Lineage: Eukaryota; Viridiplantae; Streptophyta; Magnoliopsida; Cucurbitales; Cucurbitaceae. The transcript is spliced from 23 exons.